This is a messenger RNA of Penaeus monodon (black tiger shrimp), 1613 nucleotides long. RefSeq names its product tubulin alpha-4A chain-like. Gene Ontology annotation, molecular function: GTP binding; structural constituent of cytoskeleton. Gene Ontology annotation, biological process: mitotic cell cycle; microtubule cytoskeleton organization. The record is from RefSeq and is a predicted model, not a curated record. Lineage: Eukaryota; Metazoa; Arthropoda; Malacostraca; Decapoda; Penaeidae. Gene Ontology annotation, cellular component: cytoplasm; microtubule.
GCUUACCACGAACAGCUGUCUGUGGCCGAGAUUACAAACGCUUGCUUCGAGCCCAACAACCAGAUGGUGAAGUGUGAUCCACGUCAUGGAAAAUACAUGGCAUGUUGCCUGCUGUACCGUGGAGACGUUGUUCCCAAGGAUGUCAACUCUGCCAUUGCUGCCAUCAAGACGAAGAGGCAGAUUCAGUUCGUGGACUGGUGCCCUACUGGCUUCAAGGUGGGCAUCAACUACCAGGCUCCCACGGUGAUCCCCAACGGCGACAUGGCUCCCACACAGCGCGCCGUGUGCAUGAUCUCCAACACGACCGCCAUCGCCGAGGCUUGGGCCAGACUCAACCACAAGUUCGAUCUCAUGUAUUCCAAGCGCGCCUUUGUUCACUGGUACGUUGGAGAGGGUAUGGAAGAGGGUGAGUUCGCAGAGGCUCGCGAGGACUUGGCUGCCCUCGAGCACGACUACGAAGAGGUGGCCCAGGAUUCGAACCAGGACGAGGACGAGGACAUCGAGUAUUAAGGAAGGGCGAGAAGAGACGGAGCGGCGGGAAUGUGAGGCCGUCGAGCGAGAUGGAGAGGGGAGAGACGGAAUGAGGGGGAAGAAGAAACGGAUAGAAAAGGAGACAGAUAAAAAAGAAGAGAUGGGAAGAGCUGGUGGACAUGAAAGACGAAGAAAGAGAGGGAUAACGACAAGGAGAAAGAGGGAAAAGAGAGAGAGAUAACAGCCUUUUAUUUGUUUGUUUAUGACUUGAACGCUAAAGUAUAAUAAGAGAGCUGGCUGGACUGCAGAUGGGACCAAAGAUUAGACAGUGAAAGGUGGAAGCCUAGUGCUCACUAAUUCAUAAGAUUAGUAGCAAUGUUAGUCAUGUUUGUUUUUGUUAAUUAUAUGAAUUGUUAAACGAAGGAAAACUUGAUCUGAAUACUUUAUGAACAGGGUAUAUGAUACGAAGCUUAUAGCCAAAGAAAUUCCAUAUUAAGAAAAUAUAAUAAUGGUGAAUACCAAAGACCAAACACAAUCCUUGAGAAAAGCAAAAGAGAGAUGCUAUUUCAGGAGAACAUUACAAGAGAAGACACAAAAAAGAUUAAACCAAACCCACAAGAGGUUAUCCCUUAAAAAAAAUCUUUUCCUAAUCUUUGUAAAGGUUUGUCUCAAGUGAAAUGGCAAUGUUAAUGCUCAAUGGAACAUGUUCAUCAUGAUGCUCACUGCUCCUUAGUGUUGAAUAGCCUUCCAUUUUAUUCAAUUACAAUAAACUGCUUUACGAAAAAAUACAUUUCAGCCUCGGCAUAGGAGGCAGUAUACUACUCUAUUCAUCUGCAAUGAAAAUAAUGUAAAACAGACAUUUUUUCACGGAACUCCUAAGAAAUUAUAAGCUUUAGUUAUGAUUAGUGGAUGUCACUUAUAUGUUUUGAUUCUAUACAAUGAAAAAAAAAAAUGAUAAAAAGACAAAAAAAUCGUUCCUCACUUUCCUUCGGCACAAGCAGCAACCUUCACACUGUGGCUUAAUGUUUACGAUAAGUGCCCGGCGGAACCCUAAGGGCGCCCGCCACGUGUUACUUACGGUAAGGACAUGUUUUCUACUCAUUUUGUAUAUUUCUUCAAUAAAAUAUAUAAGUUAUGAAGAA